CGGAGCCCUGCGCUAUGUGUUCAGACGAGGGCCUCGGAACGUUCCCCUCCGCCUAUCCGAAUCUGGAAUAAGUCUGAAGGAAAAGAGGAUCUGGGGGAAAAAAAUCUCACCCGAUAAUCUAAACCAACCAAAAAAGUGGAUUUGGACAUCACAAGUGAACGUGUUUAUUGAAAGAAAGCUUGGAGACAACUGUGCUGUUAUAAAACUAUACAAGCAACUCAGACAGAAGGCUGAAAUAAGCGCAGAUCUCUGUUUCUUGGUAAGGAUACGGUGCGCAGGUGCAGGCUGAAGUUGCAGUCAUGUUGACGUUUGUGCUGGGCGCACUGGCGUUACUUUGCCUCGCCAGCGCGCAAAACGAGACGGAACCCAUCGUGCUGGAGGGGAAAUGUCUGGUGGUGUGCGACUCAAACCCAACUUCGGAUCCCACCGGCACUGCGCUGGGGAUCUCGGUGCGCUCCGGCAGCGCCAAAGUCGCAUUUUCAGCGGUGAGAAACACCAACCAUGAGCCGUCGGAGAUGAGCAAUCGGACCAUGGUCAUCUACUUCGAUCAGGUCUUGGUGAAUGUCGGGAAAAGUUUUGAUGAGGAGAGAAGCAAUUUCUUUGCACCACGAAAAGGGAUUUACAGUUUUAAUUUCCAUGUUGUGAAGGUUUAUAACCGUCAGACCAUCCAGGUGAGCCUCAUGCACAACGGCUGGCCGGUGAUCUCUGCGUUCGCCGGAGACCAGGACGUGACGCGCGAGGCCGCCAGCAAUGGCGUCCUGAUCCAAAUGGAAAAAGGCGAUCGAGCCUACCUCAAGCUGGAGCGGGGUAACCUCAUGGGCGGUUGGAAGUACUCCACUUUCUCUGGAUUCCUGGUCUUCCCGCUGUAGAUGAAAGGCUUGCCACGUAGAGACUAUUGCUCUUUAGCUCACUGGCUCGGGGGGCUGCGGCGAAAGAGUAAAAAAGUGAGAAUGAAUGAGAGAGUGUGGAGGAUGUGUGUAAGCGAUAAAUAAGGAAUUCAUACGGCUAACUCUUCGACAUGCUCGCAAUGCUGCUUGAUUACAGCUCUGGACAGCCAAAACUUUUUUAUUAGCCCUAUGAUUACAAUAAUUGAGAAUUAAUAACAAAGUUAUAAAGGCUGUUUCCCUUGUUUUCAUACACAUUUCAUUGGGAAUUUCCUCAUCCCAUCUUUAAAACACACUUUUCUUUUAACACGCCUACUUUUCUUCAUACUCUUCAUCCUUCAUCAUCAAAUUCUAAUGUAAUAUUAAAUUGUACAAACAGAUGUCAAAUGCUGUACCCUCCAGUCCUUAUGGGUAUUUUCACUCUCACCUUAUGUCAUUACUCUUCUUAUAAGAGGACACAUCUUAGUCUGUCAUGCUGAGUCUCCAUAAGAAGAAUCUUGCUGUAUACUGGAUAUAUACAGAUAUAUAAAAACCUUAAAUUUCUAUAUGAUAUACUCUAACUGAAUCUGGUUGACUAUCUGUAUUUCCGUAUUUCAGUGUUAAUAAUAGUGAUCGUGUGUGUGGAUCAUAAGGCUGCUGCCCAGCUACCGAUGCUUCUUGUUUUCGUUCUAGUCGGAAAUGUGGCUACACUUAAGCUAUAUCAGAAAUACUAAAUAGUAAUUUUAUUAUUAUUGACUGUAAGAUAUAUGUGAAUAUCAAGCAAAGGAAAUCCUUUCUUUAAUUUACUGAAUUAUUUAAUGAUUGUUUUUUAUUUGCUUUGAUCCAAUAAAACUUAAAUGGUCAUUUCUAA
Trichomycterus rosablanca is the source of this 1734-nucleotide messenger RNA. RefSeq names its product cerebellin 1 precursor (gene cbln1). Bases 300 to 869 code for a protein of 189 amino acids. Gene Ontology annotation, biological process: maintenance of synapse structure. The transcript is spliced from 3 exons. The record is from RefSeq and is a predicted model, not a curated record. Gene Ontology annotation, molecular function: protein binding. Lineage: Eukaryota; Metazoa; Chordata; Actinopteri; Siluriformes; Trichomycteridae. Gene Ontology annotation, cellular component: glutamatergic synapse; synaptic cleft.